Messenger RNA from Spathaspora passalidarum NRRL Y-27907, 735 nucleotides. RefSeq lists its product as uncharacterized. The coding region runs from base 1 to 735 and encodes 244 amino acids. The transcript has 2 exons. Gene Ontology annotation, molecular function: protein-lysine N-methyltransferase activity. The record is from RefSeq and is a predicted model, not a curated record. Gene Ontology annotation, biological process: peptidyl-lysine monomethylation; peptidyl-lysine dimethylation. Lineage: Eukaryota; Fungi; Ascomycota; Pichiomycetes; Serinales; Debaryomycetaceae. Gene Ontology annotation, cellular component: cytoplasm.
AUGACUGAAGAUAUACGAUUGAACUCUUCCAAACUUGGAACACAAGAAUACUGGAACAACUUCUAUAAGAAGGAGCAAUCUAAUUUCCAAGAUAAUGAUGAAGAUACUGGCGAAUGUUGGUUUGAUGAUUCAGACGCUGAAUCCAAAAUGAUCCAAUUCUUGAUAGAUAAACUAAACGACGGCGAACUUCCGGUGACGGAAACUCCGCACAUUCGUAUGUUGGACUUAGGUACUGGUAAUGGCCAUUUGUUAUUCCAAUUACUGCAAGAUUUAUCUGAAGAAUAUGAAGGAGACAGCGAGUUUCAGUUUAUUGGGAUCGACUACUCUCCUGAUUCUGUAGAAUUCGCCAAGGAUAUAGCCGGUAAGAAAUACGGCGACGUCAAUUUUGAGUUUGAACAGGUUGACUUGUUACAAAAGGAAGCACCUUUUUUAAAGAACAAGUUUGAUAUUCUUUUAGACAAGGGAACAUUGGAUGCUAUAGCCUUAAACCAAGAUCCGUUGCAAGAGUUUGACGGAGAAAUAGGAAUGGACGUAUAUGCUCGUCAAGUAGAACAAUUAAUGAACAAGGGCUCAAUCUUACUUAUAACGUCAUGCAAUUUCACCGAGACCGAGUUGGUGAAAAUCAUAACCACAGGAACCAACUUACAGGUAUGGGACAAGAUAAACUACCCCAGUUUCCAAUUCGGGGGAGUAAAAGGGUCUACAGUUUGUAGUAUUGCAUUUAUCAAAGAUUAA